Lucilia cuprina (Australian sheep blowfly) is the source of this 4502-nucleotide messenger RNA. RefSeq names its product putative phosphatidate phosphatase. Bases 271 to 1326 code for a protein of 351 amino acids. Gene Ontology annotation, biological process: signal transduction; phospholipid metabolic process; phospholipid dephosphorylation. Gene Ontology annotation, molecular function: phosphatidate phosphatase activity. The transcript has a single exon. Lineage: Eukaryota; Metazoa; Arthropoda; Insecta; Diptera; Calliphoridae. The record is from RefSeq and is a predicted model, not a curated record.
UUAGUCAUUUCUUAAACCUACUACAGGUAUGUUCACUACAAUAAACGGAACGCGAACAAUGUUAAAGUUACUUUAAAAGUUUUUAUUUAAAAAAAGCAAAACACUCCAAACGUGCAGGUGUCUAAAAUAGUGGAAUGAGCGCGCGCGUCUUUCAAUUAAGAUAGACUUUGUAAUAAAAAGAACAAUAAAACAAAAACAUUUUAAGAAGAAACGGAGAAUUUUUAAUUAGUAAUAAAAAAAGUUUAAAUUCAAGUUUAAUUUGUAUACAAAAUGAAACGUCUUAAAAGUGUAGCUCGUAUUAGUUUCGAUUUACUAAUAUUCGCUGGCUUAUGCUUAUCGGAAGUGGCUUUACGCAAAUGGUUUAAGCCCUAUAAACGUGGUUUCUUUUGCAACGAUGAAUCACUGCAGUAUCCCUAUCGAGAAAGUACCAUUGGCACAGUGUUAUUGGUAGUCAUAGUUUUGGCUGUACCCUCUUCAGUUAUGGUUGUAGUGGAAUUAUUUAAGCAACUUUCACCUACGCCCAUUGAAAAAAGGAAAUCCUCACAACAGGCCAAUACGAAAUCGGGCUGUCGUAUAGGUGAAAGGUUAAUGCACUGUUACAUGCAAAUAGGUUAUUAUCUAUUUGGUUUGGCUUUGUGUUUAGUCUCUACCCAUAUAACCAAGUACACAGUGGGUCGUUUAAGGCCUCAUUUUUUUGCUGUCUGUCAACCUCAACUACCGGAUGGUUCUACUUGCAAGGAUUCCUUUAAUUUUGGCCGUUAUAUAGAGGUUUAUGAGUGUGUGGGACAAAAUCAUACGGCUAAUACUUUAGCCCAACUAGGACAAUCUUUUCCCAGUGGUCAUGCUAGCAUUUUCUUUUAUAGCAUGGUCUAUUUGGCCAUUUAUCUGCAGGCAGCUUUAAGCACUCGAGCCUCUAAAUUGUUAAAACAUUUGCUGCAAUUUAUAUUCAUUAUGUUUGCCUGGUAUGUGGCUUUGACACGCAUUUCCGACUAUUGGCAUCAUUGGUCCGAUGUGGUAGCUGGUACUAUUUUGGGUUCUUUAAUAGCUUUUGUGGUGGCGGUAUUUGUGGCUAGAAUCUUUGUGAGAAAACCUAUGAGAAGUAAUGGUAAUGUGGCACCCAAACCACCUGCCAAACCAGCUGCUUCACCUACCAAUUCAUCAGCUAAAUCAAAUAAUUCACCGCCCGUUUUACCGGCCUAUACUUUUGGAACUUUGCCCUAUUUGCCGCAUCCUCAUGCUGCUACAGCGGCUGCUGUAGCUGCCGCUGCUGCCCAGCAACAGGCUCAAUAUGCCCAAACCUAUCAUAAUUAUGGCUACGUGCCUUAGACAUGCAACCAACAACAACAAUAAAUGAUUCAUGAUAAUACUGGCAAAUGAUGAUCGUGAUGACGCUGUUGCUGCUGCUGCUGUUGUUGAUGAUGUGAAAGUAGUCAAACGUGUGAGAGCCUUUAAAAAAACAAAAAAAAAACAUGUUGCAUGCACCAAAAACAUGUUAAAAAUUAAAAAUUUUUGCGUGCCUAUUUUUGGUUGUUUGUUUUUUUAUAUUUUUUAUUAUUUUUAUUAUUUUUUAAGUUUUAAAUUAAUCUCUAACGAAAAAAAACUUGUCUUCACUUAGUUGUAGUUAGUUAGUGUGCAACCAAAUAUAGCAAACAAAAAAAGCAGCCACAAAAUGCUGUACAUAUUUGUUGAAAACAAAAACUAUGUAAUUUUGUAAUUUGUCUAUGUGUGUGUGCAUUUUAUAUGCCUUCACUUUGUUAUUAAUUAUUUUUUUUAAAUAGUGCUGCCUGCCUGUCCACCUUCAGUAACUAAAUGUUUUCUUGAUUGCUCUUCUGUCUUUUUGGUUUAGUAGCCUGUAUAUAGAUUUAUAAGUUUUUCUUUCUUCUCUCCACACUUUUUGUAAUAAAGUUUUUACUUAUGCUUGCAGCUUGUAUGUAAGUUACAAAACACAGUGGAAGCUCUUAAAAUGGGUUGGAAUCCAAAAAUGGUAUUUUAGGUUUUGUUGGAAUGGUGUAAGCCAAGAUUGUGAAAUAUUCAAUUGGACAAUUAAAAGCAUUAGUAACCUAUUGUUUAAGCUGGUUUAUGUUGUAGUCAUUUUCUGUAAACAAUUGUAAUAGUCACAUGAUCGAUCUCACAUGAUCGUCCUCCCCAGGACAAUUAAACGGAAUUUAAAUCUACGAUCAAUAAUUUUUAACUCCCUAUUUCAAAGAGUACAAAGAAAGUUCAAUAUCCAGCGUAUCUAAAAAAAAACUCUCACAUGAACACACCUUACAUGAUCGUCCUUCCGAGGACAAUUAAACGUAAUUUCAAUUUAUGAUCAAUUAGUUGUUAACUCUCUAUUUCAAAGAGUACAAAGGAAGUUCAACAUCUUUGUAUUUUUUAACCACUUUUAGGAGCAAGUUUUCAACUCCUUCUUAUUCAAAACUGAUUCAGUUAAGUGCAAACUACAAGAGAUCAGCUUAAACUUAAAGCAUAAUCUGUUCACACUAAACCGAUUAAUUGCCUGAUCAUGUCGCUUCUUUAUGAACAAGUUUUCAAUUCAUUCUUAUUCGAAACUGAUUCAGUUAAGUGCAAACUACAAGAGAUUUUGCUUAUACUUAAAGCAAGAUCUGUUCACACUAAAUCAAUUAUUUGCCUGAUCAUGUCACUUGAAAGAUUACUUACUAAAUACCCAAGUUUCUUCUUUAGGAUUAAGUUUUCAACUUUUUCUUAUUCAAAACUGAUUCAUUUAAGUGCAAAAUAAAAGAGUUUAACUGGCUCAAACUUAAAGCAUAAUCUGAUCACAUAGAAUCAUUGAAAAGUUGUGCCAAUCGAACCAAUCGAUGAUUCAUACUUUAUUACCCCAUCGCCAAGGGGAGUGAAAUUUUGUUUGUUCCCUUCAAAUUUCCAUUCCAAAAGGAAACAUGUUCCUGACAAUAUGUCCUUUUCAAGGUAAAAUAUCCUCACCGAAGUUAGUAAAGAAUUUCCCAACUAAGUGAUUUAUAUAUCAACCGAAUUCUUUGCCAAGAAUAGAACGUUUAGAUAUUCCUCAGCCUGUACUUGGUUACUCUGAAAGGAAGCUUCGGCAACUCAGACUCAAUGAAUUGUGGACAAAUUGUCCUCUUCAAUGUGAAAUAUCUUCACAGCACUUAAUGAAUGAUUUCCCAACAAAGUGAUAUAUGUAUCAACCGGAAUUGAUUUCCUCCGGAAAGAUCCUUUAGAUUAGAAAGAUUAAUUUAGACUCAAGACAUUGUGAAAAAUCGGUGCCUUGCAGUGAGAAUGAUCUUCAUAGCUAUUGAUCGUUGAUGUUCUACUCCAUGAGAGAUUUAACAACCACUAAAAUUGUGGACAAUUGAAUCAUCAUACCGACUUCGCAUUCGAUUACUAAAUUGCUGGAGUUUUACCCGCACAAUGAGAAAUUUGUCAACCAAAAUUGGUUUUCUCUGGAAAGAAUUUUUGACACUUCAAGAGUGACAACGAGAAAAAUCGUCAUCAGUGAGAGAGAUAAAACAACCAAUUCAAGAAUUGUGGGCAAUUGGAUCUUUAUAGCAAAAUUACCGAAGGAGAAUUCGAAAAAAAUAGUUUAUUUAGUGCGAGUUGUUUCAAACUGAAGUCAUUGAAUUGUCGACUAUUUAAUCAUAAAAUUGUAUAGAGGAGUGACUUCAUCCUUGUCUAGAAAUGCGCAUUCGGCAAUAGAUGUCUCAAAUGGACUUUGAUUCUUUUAGAAAGAUCUUUCUUAAACUUAAAUGCGUUUCAAAUGUCAAACUGUUUGAUCAAACGUAAUCGGUUGAGAUAAUGUAACAAAGGCGAUAUGUAGAAUGAUCAAAGAUAAUUGUCCUUGUUUAGACAUGUCCUUGUUUAGACUUGGUUCUCGAUUCCUUAACGAGUUUAAGAAUAAAGUUUUAUAUUGUAUUUUUAUCACAAUUAAUAUAAAUAGUAAAGGUCACAAAUAGGGAACUAAAACGACUGAUCUUGUGCACUGAUCUUGCGAAGCUAAUUCUAUGCAAAUUCUAUUGUCCUUGUUCAGACAUGUAAAUUGUUGACUUUAACGAGUUUUAGAAUGAUUUUUUUAAUUUUAUUUUUAUCACAAUGAAUAUAAUACAAAAAACGUGGCUACUGCUAAAGAUUUUCAUUUCAAGAAAAUUUUAAGAAUCUUGCCAGGAUCAAGGGAGAUCAACCACAUCGCCUAAGAACAACAGGUUACCUGAGCAACAGAUUUGUUAAAAAUGUCAAAAAUAUUUUUCUAAUCUAAUUAUUAAUUCACAAAUUCCAACCCACUUUAAAAGCUUACACUGUAUCUAUAUAAUAAUAUUAUUAAUUUGUUGCAAUAUAAUUUUACACAUAUACAUAUGUAUAGUUUAUAAUUUAUUUAAAAAAAUUUUUUAGUUAAAAUUCUUAAGCAAAAAUGUAAACUCUUAUUGGUAGUUAAAAUUUACAUAAAUAAUUUAUAUUAAACAAAAAUUUUAUAAUAAUCUUAAGACUGGAUUUAAAAAAAUUAAAAAAAAAAACAAGAAAAAAAAAUACUA